Molecule: messenger RNA, 3689 nt
Organism: Chinchilla lanigera (long-tailed chinchilla)
Lineage: Eukaryota; Metazoa; Chordata; Mammalia; Rodentia; Chinchillidae
Gene: Cerk
Product: ceramide kinase
Exons: 14
Coding region: 16-1587 (523 amino acids)
Molecular function (GO): kinase activity
Source: RefSeq, a predicted model, not a curated record
GAGGCCUGCCUGGUGAUGGGAAGGCACGAGACGGCCCCUCCAGCAAGCCUCCCAGCCUGCUGUGCCCCGGGAGGCCUGCAGCUCCCUCCCCAGACUACUGGCAAGACCGCCAAAGAUGCCUGCUCGGUGCCCGUGUCCGAGAUCAUCGCGGUGGAGGAGACGGAGGCGCAGGGGAAGCACUACACCAGCGGCCGGUGGCAGAGAAUGGAGAAGCCGUUCGCAUUCACGGUGCACUGCGUGAAGCGUGCCCGGCACCACCGCUGGAAGUGGGCGCAGGUGACCUUCUGGAGCUCAGACGAGCAGCUGUGUCACCGGUGGCUGCAGGCGCUGCGGGAGCUGCUGGCGGGGCUGACAUGCAGACCGAAGAACUUGCUGGUGUUCAUUAACCCCUUCGGGGGAAAGGGCCAAGGCAAACGGAUAUACGAGAGAAAAGUGGCACCUCUGUUCUCUCUGGCUUCCAUCUCCACUGACAUCAUUGUCACUGAGCACGCGAACCAAGCCAGGGAGACCUUGUACGAGAUCAGCCUAGACAAGUACGACGGCCUGGUCUGUGUCGGUGGCGACGGCAUGUUCAGCGAGGUGCUGCACGGUCUCAUUGGGAGGACGCAGAGGAACGCUGGUGUGGACCAGAACCACCCCCGGGCUGUGCUGGUGCCCAGCCCGCUCAGGAUCGGCAUCAUCCCCGCAGGCUCCACGGACUGCGUGUGCUACUCCACCGUGGGCACGAACGACGCGGAGACGUCGGCGCUGCACAUCAUCGUCGGGGACUCGCUGGCCAUGGACGUGUCCUCCGUGCACCACAACAGCUCGCUGCUGCGGUACUCGGUGUCCCUGCUGGGCUACGGCUUCUACGGGGACCUGAUCAAGGACAGCGAGAAGAAGCGGUGGAUGGGGCUGGCCAGGUACGACUUCGCAGGUGUCAAGACCUUCCUGUCGCAUCACUACUACGAAGGGACGGUGUCCUUCCUGCCGGCGCAGCACACGGUGGGGUCGCCGCGGGACAAGAAGCCCUGCCGGGCAGGGUGCUUUGUGUGCAGGCAGAGCAAGCGCCAGCUGGAGGAGGAACAGAAGAAGGCUCUGUAUGGCCUGGAGAGCACCGAGGAGGUGGAGGAGUGGCAGGUCAUCUGCGGGAAGUUUCUGGCCAUCAAUGCCGCCAACAUGUCCUGUGCGUGUCCACGGAGCCCCAGCGGGCUGUCCCCAGCUGCCCACCUAGGAGAUGGGGCUUCUGACCUCAUCCUCAUCCGGAAGUGCUCCCGAUUGGACUUCCUGAGGUUCCUCGUCAGGCUCACAAACCAGUGCGAUCAGUUUGACUUCACUUUUGUUGAAGUUUACCGCGUCAAGAGAUUCCAGUUCACCUCGAAGCACAUGGAGGACGAGGACAGUGACCUUGCGGAACGGGGCAAGCAGCGACUCGGGCAGAUCUGCACCGACAGCCCCUCCUGCUGCUGCCCGGCCAGCGGCAGCUCCUGGAACUGCGAUGGGGAGGUGCUGCACAGCCCCUCUGUCGAGGUCAGGGUCCACUGCCAGCUGGUCCGACUCUUUGCCCGAGGAAUCGAGGAGAACCCUAAGCAGGAAUCAGACAGCUGAGGAGCUGCUACACCUCAUCCACCUCACACCAGGGAAGUGUGAAAAUUAUUUCAGAGAAUUACUACAGACCAAUUAUGUGGAUAUAUACAUUUACAUUUAGAAAUUUAUUUUUGAUAGGUAAAUCUUGGUUUUAGGAAAAAUACCCUUGUCAACAGUUUUGUGCACAUCUCUGUCAUCCAGAGUUUCUGGGAAUCUGAGCUGCGUCUCACAUAACUUAUUCUCCGCAGGCAGCGCUUGCUGAUUUGGGGACAUUGGCUUCUUAGAUUGUAACAAUCCCGACAACGCAGGUCGAAAGCAGCCCUUUAGUGGCUCUAUUGCAAUAAUUUUAGAGACAUCAUAAUAUGAGCACUGCUCAAAAAUCAGGUCACCCCAUCUGGACACAAGGUAACUAGCGUGUCGUUCUGACCCACCGUGCAGAACUUGUGCCUGGAACUCGGAGUGCGUCUGGCAAGCUGAUGGCUCUUCGGCUUCACCUUCGUGUCCGUCCUCCUCUGUGCUCAGGGUGUCGCUGUGCGACCCUCGCGGUGUGGCGCAGCCCUAGUGCAGUGUCGGCCUGAGGACAGUGGCACGUUGGGAGCCCCGCCACUGAGAGGCACGGGUGAUACGUGAUCUUUACGAUCUCUGUGCCGGCUUCCGGCACAGCGGCGAGGGCGGUGGUGGCAGCGGCGGCAGGGGCAUCUGCCCGACAAUCCAGCAGGGAGCAACUCAGGCGCUCUGCUCUCCGGGGCGGGGCUCUGCAGACAGGCAGUCUGUCCAACCAGGCUGAAUCCCGAUGGCUCACGCUGACAGUGUGGUAACACAGCUGGGCUGUGUGGGGGAACAAACGCAGCUGGCUUUCGACAGGCAGGAAAUUCACAGGGGGUGAAGUACGUGGACUUCACACCGAAGACCCCUGUCUUCAUGGGGCCCCGGCGGUGUCCUGUUCCAGCAGGAUUGCUUUGGCACAGGCCCUGACCUCUGUCCUCCAGUCUAGAGUUUUGACUUUUGUUUAUUUAUUGGAAGUUUUGUCCUCGGCAAUCUGAAGAGCAUAAACGGUGUCUUUGCUUUGUUUUGUCUCUGCACUCUGGGGGACACUUGGUUCCUGCUCAGCCUUGGGUAGGGGCCGGGGCUUCCCCAGGCCUCGUGUGGCAGUGGGUGGCCCUUAGCUGGGUGCCCGGCUUUACUUUGUUUUCAGGCUGUGUCUGAUAAGAUGUGUGUGAAGUAGUUUUAUUUGAAAUACAAGAAUGUGCCGCUUAAACCUGACCCGUGAGGAACAGAGGCUGUCACUGAAUAGGGUCUCGUGCGUGGCUGCAGGUUGAGGGUCCACACGGGGUCCCCUAGUCGCUAUAGCAAUUGACAGUAGCUAUUUUUAGAUUUCUUGCAUUGAUUUAUAUCAUAAAAGCAUAUAUGACAUUUCCUGUGUCAUCAUUCAGUCCCACCCAGACAAAAAGGCAGCUUUCCAGGUGGCUUCUAAGUGGACCACGUUUGCACGGGUCAUCGUGUGAGCGGGACGGCUGAAGAGGUGGUGGUGGAGUGAAAGUCUUGGUAGAAAGAGUGAACACACUGCUCCUUCCACUCGCGUCUGUUCCUGCUUGGGAGAAGCCGAGCAUUGGACUGGCAGUUCUUGCUGGGGCAGGGAACUCUGUGCCCAGCAGGCAGCAGGCCUGGUGCACGCUUGGGGCAUGCCCUCCUGGAGUCCCACCUGGGCUGACAGCCUGGCACCUGCUGCCCUCAGGGUGUGCCAGCAUCCUCGGCGACCUCAGACCAAAGACCCAGGUGAGAGACGCUCUGGAGCUGCUGCUCAGUCGGAGGCAACGUGGAGAACCGAAGGGUUUGAACUGUUUCAGGCUCCUCGAGAGCAUCUGACGCCAGAAGGCCCUGGGACGGGGGCUGGAGGAAGGCGGUGGCGGGAUGGGGUCUUGUGGAGGGCUGGGCUGUGUGGCCAGCCAUCACGUGUGUGCCGGGGCCCAGCAGUGGGCAGUGCUGAACAGCGGCUCCUGUGCCGGAGAUGCUGGGGGAAGAGGGCUCGUGUCUCUAAUCUUGCUGGUCUCAAGAUUAGAAUACAACGUAUUUGCUCUGGUAUGUUUGCGAAGACAAAAAUAAAGUACUUUGGGCAGAAUUUA